Molecule: messenger RNA, 2102 nt
Organism: Pelobates fuscus (common spadefoot toad)
Lineage: Eukaryota; Metazoa; Chordata; Amphibia; Anura; Pelobatidae
Gene: TRAF5
Product: TNF receptor associated factor 5
Exons: 11
Coding region: 432-2102 (556 amino acids)
Biological process (GO): protein K63-linked ubiquitination; regulation of apoptotic process; positive regulation of canonical NF-kappaB signal transduction
Molecular function (GO): thioesterase binding; tumor necrosis factor receptor binding; zinc ion binding
Source: RefSeq, a predicted model, not a curated record
AACAGCAGAGCUCAGCACCGGGGAUUCCUGCCAAUAGACAGAGUCAAACCUGUGGCAUUAAGUUGCAGCCUGAGGUUGCUGUGAGUUGCAGUGUAGAGUUGGAGAUCCAUGAACUGUAGGUGCCCCUGCUGGCCAGGAACCCUCCUUCCUCAGCCAGUGACGUACUUUAAAUCAGCCCCCCUUAGUCCCUUCUCCUCCCUAUCUGGGUGAAAGUAAAAAUAUAAAGCCCUAGCCCUGUGAGAGUCAGAUGAGCCCAGCUCCAGGGAUCCCAUUAGUAUCAGCAGACAGACAGAGCUCCCAUACAGAGCCUGGGGGUGCACUGAUUGCUGCUAGCGCUUUCAUACCAGAUGUUCCCUGCCAUCCGACCCACGGUGCGAACACGGAGACCGGUCUGAGGAUCACCUUGGAAAAGCAAUAAUCAGAACACCGCCAUGGCCUGUGAAGAGAUCUCUGAUUUUCCUGCAACAAUCACGAGGCAGGGUUCUAGUGCAGGUUCGUCUCUGGAUUUCGAGCCUAAGCAGGAAUACCAAUUUGUUGAAAAGUUGCAAGACCGAUAUAAGUGUGCAAGAUGCCAUUUGGUUCUUCACAAUCCUCACCAAACGGGAUGUGGUCACAGGUUUUGUGAGCAAUGUGUCUUGGGUCUGAGUGAACUAUAUGAAACGCCAGAGUGCCCGAUUGAUAAGGAAAUCAUUAAUCCAAAGGAGGUUUUCAAAGACAAUUGCUGUAAAAGAGAAGUCCUGAAUCUACAAGUCUUUUGCAAGAACACACCUGAUUGUGAUGUCAAUGUAACGCUGGGAAGAUACCAGGAUCAUCUUGGCCAGUGCAUGUACGAGCCCAUCCAAUGCAUCAACGCAGGAUGCCAUGACACAAUGCCUCGAAGGGAUUUAAAGGGCCAUCUAGACACUCAAUGUAAAUUAAGAGAGGAAUUGUGCCCAUACUGCAAGCAAAGCAUGGCAUCUGUGAACCUGAAGAUUCACGUUAAGCAGUUUUGCCCUAUGUACCCAGUUGCGUGUCCUAACAACUGCCUUCAGGCAUGUCCCAGGGAUCAGCUUGAAGAUCACCUCUCUCUGUGUCCCGAAGCGGAACAAGAUUGUUCGUUUGCAAACUAUGGCUGUGAUGUCAAGGUAAAAAGAGUUCAAAUAAAGAGCCACGAAGAUGCCUUUCUCAGAGAGCACAUGCUCUGUGUUUUAAAUAGAAAUAUGCAACUUGAGCAACAGAUGCAGGAUUUAAAACAAUAUUUGGAAUUAAAAGAAAAUAAAAUCCAGAAGCUGUUUGAGACGGUUAAAAGGUGUGAAAAAGAAUGUAAACAAUUUGCACAUGGUGCGAAUGGGGUCAAUCUCUCCAGCACACAGACUCUUGCUACUUACAUUGACAAAGUUGCAUGGCUGGAGAACCAGGUGCUAGAAGUGGUGCAGCUGGUUAGCCAGGAGCAGAGCCGACUGGAUCUAAGACCAUUGAUUGAGACCCUGGAAUGCACCAACCAGAAACUAAUCUCCAUGGAAAGCUAUAAAAGUCGCUUAGAUAACCUGGAGAGCCAGUCAGGCAAACACGACAUGCAGAUAAAUAUCCAGAAGACACAGCUGAACAUAAAUGAGGAGAGGUUCAAGCUUUUGGAAGGCUCCUCCUACAACGGCAGACUUAUCUGGAAAAUCACAGACUAUGAGCGAAAGAAAAAGGAAGCUAUUGAGGGUCGCAUUGUUUCCAUUUACAGCCAUCACUUUUACACCAGCCGGUGCGGUUACCGUCUAUGCGCAAGGGCAUAUCUAAACGGGGAUGGGUCAGGAAAAGGAGGGUAUUUAUCUUUGUACUUUGUGGUGAUGAAAGGAGAGUUCGACUCUCUCCUGCCCUGGCCUUUCAAACAAAAGGUGACAAUGAUGCUGCUUGAUCAAAGCGGGAAGAGAAACCAUAUAGUUGAUGUUUUCAAAGCAGAUCCAAACAGCAGCAGCUUCAAGAGGCCAGAAGGCGAGAUGAACAUUGCCUCCGGUUGUCCACGAUUUGUGUCUCACCCCCAACUGGAGAACCCCAAAAAUGGCUGCUACCUCAAAGACAACACAUUGUUUAUUAAAGUUGCUGUGGAUUUAACUGACCUGGAAGAAUUAUGA